Molecule: messenger RNA, 1323 nt
Organism: Cuscuta epithymum
Lineage: Eukaryota; Viridiplantae; Streptophyta; Magnoliopsida; Solanales; Convolvulaceae
Source: the annotation of a GenBank genome assembly
GUAUAAUUGAUGUGGGCACACGAAAUAGAAAGGAGCAAAAUAGAUCUGGCUAUGGCCGCCUAUACCCUAACCCGCAGCAGAGUCAUCUCUCUCGUCAUCAUCUUCGCAAUAGCCUCAACAUCGACUGCCGGCGCCCGCGAAAGGGUCCGUUUGGACGAGAAUGACCGCCGCAUCCUCAAGGCCAUGAUGGACCGCUGCGUGGAGAUAUUCCUCUACCCCUUUUCGCCGCCGCCCCACAGAUUCGUCAACGCCGACGAAGCCAGCCUAGUCCCGGGACUCACCAUGUACAACUGCGCCUCACUCUUCAAUAACCUCCGUAACAUCGCCGGCCGCUACACUCCCGAAAUCCUUCAAAUGCUCUACGAGAUUCCCUUCUUCGAAUUUCCCAGGUUCUGGUUCGGAUCGGGUACGGAUGUGCCGCCGGCUAUAGACUAUUCAAAACCCGGAGUCUUCCGCGGCGGUCCUUUCCUGUACGGAAAAGAUAACAGAACGGAGAUUCCUGCGGAGGAUUACCAGGCCUUGAAGGCGGUGAUGGAUUCCUGUGUGGGGCAGUUCCUGCACCAUUGGGAGGAGAAGGAUGACGAGGAAUCUCGGGAUAAUCUCAAAUUCUGCGAUGACUACUUUUAUUACUUGUCGUCCUUUUACGAGAAUAACGACAGGCUGACCCCGGAGUUCGUCCGAGUCAUGAAAAACUUCGUCGACAAGUAUCGGGCGCUGAGCAGAGAGGAACAGUUAUUACACCGUUGCUUGAUUGUGGAGAGGCAUCGUCCCCAGUACUGUCUCGAUCUUAUCCAGUUCAUCACUCCCGAAUUCACAGAAGAGAAUAUGCACACCUCGUUACUGCAGGAUGUAUUUGCUGGCCUACAUCAACGAUAGAUAUGGUUUUUAUUAAACUUCACAUUCCUUAUUUCCUUUUUAGGCAAAUAAAUCUACAUAAAAACAGUGUCAAACAGUGUCACAACAGUGUCAAACAGUGCUUCAACAGUGUACUCUACAGUAAAGUCAAAUUUCUUUCCUUAUUUUGUGUGAAGUCAAAGUGUGAAGUUUAAUAAAAACUGGAGGUAGUAUAUCACGGAAACUCAAUAAUCAAGAGGAAAUGGGCAAUGGAAAACAGAAACUGGAACUUUUGCUCAAAAAAUGGUUGUUUGGAAAGUUUUCUUAGAGUUUUUCCGUGGCACAUAUUUGUAUGUGCAUCGUCUACGUUAUGUUACUUUAUUUCAUCUGUUCUUAUGGUUUCUUCUUUCUCCUCUUCUUCUUUUCCUUUUACCCCGUUUAAUUGUGUAAACACUUAUGCUACUUGUUAAAAUUAUUAUAUUCUACCCC